AUGAAUCAUUUUCAUUCCUUGUCACUCGAUUGGAAUGAUACAGAAUUUAAUUGGAUUCGAUAUUGCACGAAUAAACGAUCUAGGAAUGACGAUCUUGAUGUAGAAAUUAGGGUUAAAUUAACGAAUCAUUUUCACAUUAUUGAAAAAGAAAUAUAUAAACUUCUGAUGGGAAGUUGUCUGAUAGUUAAAAAUUUGGAUACUGGAAAUGUGAUGGAACAUUCGGAAACUCCAAUGUAUUAUUAUUAUCUCACACGUACCAACGUUUCACUUGGAAACCUUACCGUCUUAUGUUGUGACUCAAACAUUGAUCAUACCUUUUUCCACGAACUAGCACAUGCUUGUAGCCUUUUGCAACGUUUACACAUUUUUAAUUGUAAUUCUGAUAAUCCUGGGUUGGCUAGAUUGAUUGAAGUUCAAAAGAAUCUAAAAUAUCUUGCAUGUUUGACUGAUUAUGAUGCCGAAAUGUUGAUUGUGCCGCCACUCGAGGCAAUAGGGAGUGCUUUGAUCACACAAGCGGAUUCACUCGUUCAUUUUAAAUUUGUUUAUAAUUUAGAAUUCUUUUUACCCUUGAAUAUUCUUACUGAAUUGAGUAGUAAUCUACAGAGAUUGGAUUUAAUUAACUUUAACAUUGAUUAUGGAGAUUCUCGUUCGGAACAAAUGUACAACAAUCAUAAAUUUGAAGAGCUGUUAAAAUUGACAACCUUCUCCAAACUUGAAGUUUUCAAGGUAGGGAUUAUUAAUCUUGAUGUGGCAAUAAAAGUAAUCGAACAAACCGAGGGGAACCUUUCAGAGGUUCUGCUUGGGUACUCAGAUUAUAAUGAGCGAUAUUCGGGAAGUUACAUUCGUGCGAUCUACGAAUGUUGUCCAAAGAUUCAAAUUUUAUCCUUGGGAAUCAAUAAGGGUGAUUUCAAGGAAUUCGAAAAUUUAUUAAUCAAGUGUCAACAAAUCCAAAGGAUGGUUAUCGAAACUUAUAAUUUUGAUGACGAUCACAUCAAGUUAAUCUUAGAAAUAUUAUUGAAAUCAUCUCCGAAAACUUUGCGAGAGAUUAGAAUUUCAUGGAGAUAUUGUAAAACCGAUUUGAAAUCGUUUUUGGAGAAUUGGAAGGAUCGAGUUCGGAUUACUUUGUAUUUCUUUGUGGAAAAUCAUUAUGAAAAAUAUUAUUUCGAUAUGAAUUAUUCAAAAGUACUCGAUCACUUUAGAGAAGUUGGCGUAGUAAAGGCUUAUCGAUAUGACGAUAUGUAUCAGAAUUUUUACAUGUUAAAUUAG
This is a messenger RNA of Funneliformis caledonium, 1266 nucleotides long. The record is from the annotation of a GenBank genome assembly. Lineage: Eukaryota; Fungi; Glomeromycota; Glomeromycetes; Glomerales; Glomeraceae.